AUGGCAGACAACAAUGGCGUGCCUCGCCGAAAGCCCGUCCCGAGAUCGCAAUCCUCGCAGCAGCCAUUGCCCGAGACCUGGGCCGCCGACCUGACAUCCCAAUUCCGCCGAACCCUCUCCACCAAGCGCAUGAACCAGCUGAGCAGUCGACCGGGAUCGCAGAGACGGCGAGUCGUCGUCGACCCGCAGCAGCAACAACCGCCUUCCCAGCCAGCCACCGACGCAUCGAGCCAUGCCCCUCCACCCUUACCCUCGAGAGCCGCCCCACAACCACCACAAUCCGAACCACCACUUCCACCGCCUCCCUCAUAUUCGUCGCUCAAAUACCUGCCCAUCGUACCUACACCCCCAGCCGAUCCGAAGUCCUUCCGCUUUCGGAACAUGCUGCUCACGCUCUCGGCUACACCGUGCAAGUGGGAGAACCCUGGACUACUCGACGAAGCGCUAUCCGUCGUGCCAUUGGAGCGCAUAUACAACGAGGCGCAAGAAGAGUCGGACCUGUUCGAGGCAGAAGCUCAAUCAUUGGGACCAAACACGAAAGCGGCAUGGGGCUACCAAGACUGCGUCAUCCGCGCAUUGCUGAAGUGGUUCAAGCGCGACUUCUUCGAAUGGAUCAACAACCCCCGAUGCUCUACCUGCCGGUCACCGACUGUUGCGCACGGCAUGGCGCAUCCUUUACCGGAUGAACAUGCCCGAGGUGCAGGUCGCGUGGAGCUGUACAAGUGCGCCAACAUGCAGUGCCAGUCUUUCGAGCGCUUCCCACGAUAUAACGACGCAUUCGUUCUGCUGCAAACAAGAAAAGGCCGAUGCGGCGAGUGGGCAAACUGCUUCAGCAUGCUCUGCCGAGCCAUGGGCGGGAGAGUACGAUGGAUCUGGAACGCAGAAGACCACGUCUGGACGGAAAUCUACAGCGUCCACCGCAAACGAUGGGUGCACGUCGACUGCUGCGAAGAAGCGUGGGAUGCGCCCCUCCUCUACGCCAAAGGCUGGGGCAAGAAAAUGUCCUACUGCAUCGCCUUCAGCGCCGAAGGCUGCGUCGACGUCACCCGCCGCUACGUGCGCAACCAGACCGAACACGCCGUCCCGCGCGCCAAAUGCCCCGAGGGCGUCCUGGCACACAUCGUGCAAGAGAUCAACUCGCUGCGCCGCAAGGACAUGGAGAAGAAGCAGCGCUUCCAGCUCAACGCCGAGGACAUGAAGGAAGACGCCGAGUUCCGCAAGAACAUCAUCGAGGCGCUCGCGUACGACAUUGGGCGGUUAUCGCCGGGUGGUGAGGAUGCGAAGGGCGGGAAAGGGGGACGGAGAAGCGAGCGCGGGGAUCCCGAUGCGCAGAAGGCUGCGGAGGGCCGGCAGUCGGGGGCGAGAGAGUGGGUGAGGAGACGAGGCGAGGGCGGGCCGAAUAAUGCGGCGCAAGACCAGGGUCGGGAACAGAGGCAGCAAUGA
Messenger RNA from Saxophila tyrrhenica, 1443 nucleotides. It is a transcript of the gene png1, whose product is annotated as Protein png1. Gene Ontology annotation, cellular component: cytosol; nucleus. The transcript has 2 exons. NCBI's taxonomy places the organism in Eukaryota, Fungi, Ascomycota, Dothideomycetes, Mycosphaerellales, Extremaceae. Gene Ontology annotation, biological process: glycoprotein catabolic process; protein quality control for misfolded or incompletely synthesized proteins; protein deglycosylation. Gene Ontology annotation, molecular function: peptide-N4-(N-acetyl-beta-glucosaminyl)asparagine amidase activity. Bases 1 to 1443 code for a protein of 480 amino acids. The record is from RefSeq and is a predicted model, not a curated record.